UCCGUUCCGCUCCCACCAUUUCAAUUCUGUCCCGGAACCGACGCGCACGGCCAGUUCUCGCCUCUCGGCCCCCGGUCGGCCCCAAGAACAGCUAACAAGCGCGCGCGGCAGGCAAGACCAUGGCGAGGGCGGCGGCGGCGGCGAAGAACGUGAUGGUGCUCGCGGCGGCGCUCGCGGUCCUCCUCCUGGCCGCGGCGUCGGCUUCCGUGGCCAGCGCCGGCCGGGCCGACCCGACGACGGCGCCCGGCGGCGGCGCCUCUUCUCUUGACCAGGGAUCGACGGCGGCGGGGGAGCGCGGGUGCGAGGGGGCCAACGACGAGGACGAGUGCAUGAUGAGGCGCACGCUCGCGGCCCACACCGACUACAUCUACACCCAGGAGCAUCACAACUAGUUGUGCUCAAUCCUAGUACCUACUAGUGAUCGUAUCGCAGCAUGCAUGUCUUGGUGCUAGUCAUGUUCCUUCUGAAUCUCUGAUCUGUUCCUGUGAAUUCAGUGCAUGCUGCGUUGGAUAUAUAAACAGUUUCAACUCUAGGCUUCCAUGCCAUUGCGAUCCAUGUUUUGAUUUGUC
This is a messenger RNA of Panicum virgatum (switchgrass), 569 nucleotides long. Its product is annotated as phytosulfokines 4-like. Gene Ontology annotation, biological process: cell population proliferation. The transcript has 2 exons. The record is from RefSeq and is a predicted model, not a curated record. The coding region runs from base 120 to 392 and encodes 90 amino acids. Gene Ontology annotation, molecular function: growth factor activity. NCBI's taxonomy places the organism in Eukaryota, Viridiplantae, Streptophyta, Magnoliopsida, Poales, Poaceae. Gene Ontology annotation, cellular component: extracellular region.